AUGGAAACAGUUAAGCCACAAAAGGCGAGAGUGAAGUCAAAAAUUUGCAAUAAAGAUACGACACUGUCUCCGCCAUCACUUAACGAUUCGUUGGAACGAAAUCCAGUUACAUUAAAUAAAUUGGACCAUAGGCUAGAAGAAUUGCGAGGAACAUCUGAUGAGGGACAUCAUACUUCAACAAUUAUCCAACAAUUUGAGGAAGGGAAUGUUAGAAAUUUCUUAGAAAAAUCCUAUCAAAUAACUAUCGAGGGCCCAAACAUUGACGGAGGUGAAAAGGAAUCUGCGGAAACCAGUGUUGCUGCAAUUUCAUCUUUAGUUGGAGAAAAUUUACGAAAAGCGGAUAUGAAUCUUAAAACUGUUACAGAUUCAAAAAUAGUUGAAUCUUCUAAUUCAACUAAUAUUACUUCUAAAAUAGUAGAAUCAACCACUGUCGCCAAAGAUAUUGGUUUAAAGUGCCAUAAAAAGGAAUCAGAAAUACAUGAUUGUCAAACUUAUAAACUAAUCUCAGAUAAAAUUUACCCAUCCUUGCUUGAAGAUAACAGUAGUACAGUGGACACCAAAUUCCGAACAAAUAUUUUUAAUAAUGGCAGGAUUGACACCGCUGUCAGUUCGAUAUCAAAUAUAUAUCCUUCGCUGGCAACAACUGAUAAUGAUCAGGAUGAUCUCUUAAGUGAAGCCCAAUUUCUUAGUUUUUACCGCAAUGAUUUGUAUGAGGCUGUCGAUGAUUUUGUGAAAUCUUUUGUUCAGAACGAACUGCAUCCUCAAAAUUCACUUUUCUCAUAUCUCGAGAGAUAUAAGGGAAUUUGCGAACGUCAUUCCUUUAAUGAAAUUGAAAUUUUGUCGUGUGAAGAGCAAAUGAAAACAUGUGCUCAAUUUAUUUGGACAGUAUCAGACCAUUUCAUAAAAAAAGAAGGAAAAUGUGGUGAUCAGAGAACGGCUUCAGGUCUUGCAAAAUAUUCGAAGGCAACGUUAAAUAAAAAUAUAACGAAUGAAAUGAGAAAUUUGCUAAGGUUUGACCUCGUAUCUCAGCUCGAUUCCUCAUUGAGCAUACAAAUUGAGGUUUGGAACAUUGCUUAA
Dracunculus medinensis (Guinea worm) is the source of this 1077-nucleotide messenger RNA. The record is from the annotation of a GenBank genome assembly. NCBI's taxonomy places the organism in Eukaryota, Metazoa, Nematoda, Chromadorea, Rhabditida, Dracunculidae.